Molecule: messenger RNA, 4691 nt
Organism: Lates calcarifer (barramundi perch)
Lineage: Eukaryota; Metazoa; Chordata; Actinopteri; Centropomidae
Gene: tmem71
Product: transmembrane protein 71
Exons: 11
Coding region: 342-1304 (320 amino acids)
Source: RefSeq, a predicted model, not a curated record
UACUUUGACAGCGGCUGGUGUUUCCUGUGUGGGGGCGAGGCUCGGUGACAGCUGCGGAGCUGCUGUUUGUUUCUGUUCACACGGAGAAAAAAACAAGAUUUAAAAAAGAAGAGUCCAGAAAAAGAAGAAGAGGAGAAACAGGUGAAUCUCUCAGGAGGAAAAAGACUCUUUUUCUUUAAAGCUUCGGGAGAGAAACCAAAAGGAAACCAAACCGGCUGCUGCUGCAGGAUGUGAGAGAACCACAACACAAGAACUCUGUCCUGAAGAACUCGAGGCCACGACGAGAUCUGAGCACGAGCAGGUUUACAGAGCAACAACAAGAGACUCGGCUGCAGACAAACAUGGCCCUGUUCUUCUCCGGAGCCGUUACAAGUUCACCGAUAAAACGAAGGCUGCGUGCCAACGACUCCUGUCAGAGCCUCGACGUCUCUCUCCUCUCCCCCGACUCCUCGUACGUCUGUUACUCCUCGGCGGACGGCGGCGACCCCUGCUGCUGCCGCCGCUCGCCGCGCCUCCUCACCAACGGGUACUACGCCGUCACCGAGGACAGCUUCUCCUGGGACGACGACGGAAACGUGUCGCUGACGCCCUGCAAAACCAACGUGUCCUACAAGGAGAACCUGGUCAGGGUUUUCCGGCGCAGGCGGAGGCCUCGCAGCUCUCUGGCUCGCCUCCUGAGCGACGUCACAGAGAGCUGCCAGUCGUGGCUGGACGAGAAGGUCUUCAGAGGCGUCUUCGGGACGGGACAAAACCAAAUCCGGGACCGGGACCGGGACCUGGACAGAGAAUAUGAGCGAGAUCACGACUGGUUCAGGAGCAGCCAGGAGGGCCCGGCCCCGCUGAACGAGUCCUCCUGGUCUGGACUGGGGAGCACGGAGCUGGAUGAGAGCCGCAGCUUCACGUAUGACCCGACAGAGCUCCCGCCGCCUCCUGACAAAGUGUCUCCGCCACAGACGAUGCUCAUCCAGGAGGAGAUUUGCUCUGAGAUCUGUCAGUCAAAGGAGCAGUUCACACAGUCACUGGGUGGACUCUCUGAAGUCCCGCCCCCCUCACCUUUCUACACCAACACCUGCUGCUGUCCGGCGUCAGCCGGGCACACAGGGUUAACGAUGAAGGCCUUUCUCCUCUUCAUCUUCACCAUCUUCAUCUUCUCGGCUCUUUACUCAGGGUGUCUGUGGUGGAGCACGACUGUAACAUCAGCUGUGUUCAUGAUGAUGACAACGUUCAUGUUCCUGACUAAGUCGGGGCCGAUGGGCGAGUGGAGGAGGGCGAAGACGGAGGAUAUCACAUCAAGAAACGAGUAAAAGACGAGAGUUUGGAACAAACGACAUCAAACUGGAAGAGAGAGAAGAAAAGCUCUGUGGGAACUCAGCAGAAAUAUUUUACAUUUCACCAACUGUUUGCAUGUAAGUUGCACUUAAAGGACCAAGUUAUUCUGAGCUCCGGAAAACAUUUUACAGCAACGUCUGUUUGACUGCAAAACGUCUAUUUACCCACCUCUGAAUGGAAAUCUUUGUGUUUUAUGAGCGGAGAUGCGUCGAGCAGAAGGGCUGCAGUACUGAACGUAAACUCAGCGGAGUCAUUUUUAUAUUUAACCUUUAAAUCUAAAGAGAAAGGCUGGGAAGAUCAGCAUGGUGUUACGUACAUGCUGUGAAACUUCUCAGCUGCUGAAUCAGACAGUUUGUUUCUGGUAAAAUGCUGAAGGAACUCUCUAACAUGGUGACACAAGUUACUGUAGUUUAGUAGCCAUGAAAGAUCAAUAAUAUCCAUAUCAAACACCAAACAUGCAAAUGUACCUGAUGUGUUUUGAAGAGUAUGUGUAUGUGUUAGUCGUUGAACUUGGCUUGUUUGGGCUGUCCAAAGUGACCCAACGUCAGACACUCAGAGUCUGAGAGAAAAUUCAGGUUCAGCAGCAGAAAAGUCUCAGUGAAGUCUGACUUCAAUUAAAAUAAGAGCUGUGACUUUGACUAAAAAAACCAAACGCACAAAACACCUGAAGUUUCUACCUGGAAAUUGUAACUGAAGGAGUGAAGUGCCAUUUUUUUCCUGAGGAAACUGAGUGAGGAGUUUGAUUUCAAAAUGACGUGUCCGUUUUAAGAAAAGACAGGUUUGUUUUUUAUGAAGUCAUGUUGAUGCUGGAACAGCUCGGAGUUCAGAGUGAACUGUAAAUGUCCUGUUUGGGUUCUGGACGUUAAACGAUCAUUUUGUAGUAAAACUCUUCAGCUGUAAAGUGCCUUAAGUGCAGACAUACAGAAUAAUACAGGGACAGGAUUUGAACCUGAGAUGCUGCUGAGACAUUAAACAGACCUGCUCCAGUGUUGGUAGGUGUUUGAUUUAACCUGCGUGCUGCAGCAGACGGGUGGAGUUAGCAUUUUCAAAUACUGUAACUUUGAAAAGUGGCUCUUGUUUAUGUGGUGGUCCUGUUUCCUGUGGGACAGACUCCACCCGGCUGGAAUCACAGGCAGGAGAACUAACACCAUCCUUUAUACGAACUCUGGUAUAAGUCAGGUCUUCAUUCUCUGAGAUAGGGAUUUCUGACGGAGCAAUAAUUUCAGAAAAUAAAGGAAACUGUAUUGGACAGUGAGGUGAGUUUUAAAACCUCCACAGUGAGCUGGAGGAACAUUUAGGAAUCAGGGAGUUUACCGUAGUUUAAAUGAUCCUCUCCUCUGAAGCUCCAUUAAAAUGUAUGGAUCAGUCAGCGCUCUGAGAGACGUUUUCAUCAGGAAAAGAAGUGUUGCAGGAAGCAGGGACUAAUCAAAUGUAAAGAAAAACAAGUACUGUAUGACUUUAUAAGGUUUUGACUUUAUAAAGUUUUUAAAAUUCAAUCAUGUUUGGGCCUCAAACUACGCCAAGACGUUUAGCGAACCUGAUCAAAAAGAGAUGAGCUGUGCUUUGUUUUCAGCACAAUUCAGCUCUUCCUGUGAAAUCUCAAUGUUUUCAUGUGUUUUAGUGCAACAGACUUUGAGCAGAGAGGAUAAGACUUAUCUUUAGUUCUUAGUGAUUGAAUGGACCAGGUUAAAUAACAGUUUUGAUAAUCGUGCCGUGUUUAUGUGAAAAGGGAAUGUGGGAGUUUCUGACUUGUAAACACUGUUCACGUCAACUAGUUGUAAUGUUUCUGUAAUUAGGAAACAGAUUUUCCUGAAGUGAGUCAAACAAACAUGGACGCCUUUCACCAACUGAAGUCCAUCGUUUGUUGUGAUUGGAACUUUUUACCGUCACCACCAACUCUGCCGUGAAUUUUCUGUUGACGUGAACACGUUGGAAACAUGGUCGACUUUUUUCCACGUGAAUGCAGCAUAAGAUCUGGGACAUGAAGGGCUGAGGGCCGGUCACACAGCCACUCGCUAACAUACCAGCAGCCUGGGAACAUAUUAGCAUCUUUAUACUUUAUCUUCUCUCAGUGCGACAAGUUUGGGCUGAAUUUAAUCGAAACCAUUCCACUGAAAUAAAUAGAUUUUGCUGCUGAACUUCACCGGAUUAAACGCUGGAGUGACCGGAUCUUUAAAGCUCAAAUUUCUCUCUGUCUGUGAAAAUCAGGAGUUUCUGAAUCGUCCGAUGUGAAUUUAUUCACUCAAAGUGCCAAAUUUGUUGUAAUCUGACGAUUCGGGAAAUGUUACAUCACCAAUACUUCAUCAAUGAACAGAAAUCAAUCUAUAUUACUAAUAUUUUUAUUACUGCUCUGCAUGUAUUUUGUAUUACUUUGCAUUUAAAGCUGCACUUACAAAUAUUUUUAUAUUACUGAUGGAUCAAAUUACUCUGUAAUGUGAGAGUGUUGCUCAUAGUUCAACCCACUGAGAAUCAACACCAACUGUUUUAGCUCCUAGUUUUGGUUUUAUAGCCAAAAAUAUGAGCCAGAUGUUUUUCUUAGGAGUUUGUGGAGACCACAAACAGAGGCCUAGAUUUAUCAGGUGGAGCACAAACAUGACUCCAGAUGAAAGAUCAUGUUGCUCUGUAACUGCUGGAUGUGGAAAUAAGCAAGUUUGUUAGCACUGUAUUUUCUAGCUCAUUCUGCUGCCCCCUGGUGGCCAGAAAUCAAUGAAUGCAGCUUUAACUGUUCAAAGUUAAAUGUGGAUGUUGUCAAAUAUUGAAUUUACUGCAAAGGACAGGAAAUACCUGCGAUAAAAAACAUUUAACAAGAACUUUUUCAGAUGAAUUAAACCUUUAAAUAUGCUCUUGUUCUGUGUAUGAAGCAGCUACUGUACAUGGAGUUAAUGUUUUUUUUCUUAUUGACUGCACUUGUUUCCAGAGGUGGAAAUGUGAUACUCUGCUUGUGACGGCACUUAUUAUAUCUUAAUAAUAGCUUUGUUUAUUCCUCUGUACUGUAUCCGUGUUAGUCUCUGUUAGUUAAACAGCUGUUGUGAAAACUGUAAAAUUAAACCUUAAACGAGGUGGAAGCUAGGUUUUAAUUUGAAAUUGAGACAUAAAGAAGAACGACGGCAUAAAUCAACAAAUUAUGUAUUCAUUAAUGUAUUUUCUUCAGCAGUGUUGAUCGCUGUGUUUCAAUCAGUAAAUUGUCUAAAUAAAUGAACAGUAGUUUGGUAAUCUGGACGAUGGGUAGUUGCCCUUUUCGUCCUUUUGAUGGCGCUGUGUUUUAAGGUUUAAUUUUCACAGUAUUUGACAUAACGUCAGAGUGAAAGUGUUUUAUCUACAUUAAAUGUUUCUCGUCCAUUAAACCCUGUUAAAAAGAUAAA